Messenger RNA from Schistocerca nitens (vagrant locust), 3048 nucleotides. RefSeq names its product trichohyalin-like. NCBI's taxonomy places the organism in Eukaryota, Metazoa, Arthropoda, Insecta, Orthoptera, Acrididae. The record is from RefSeq and is a predicted model, not a curated record. The coding region runs from base 1 to 3048 and encodes 1015 amino acids. The transcript has 2 exons.
AUGAACCAUUUUAAUAUACAGGCAAGAGGCGAGGGAGGAGGAGAGGGCAAGGAGGAGAGGCAAGGAGGAGAGGGCAAGGAGGAGAGGGCAAGGAGGAGAGGGCAAGGAGGAGAGGGCAAGGAGGAGAGGGCCAAGGAGGAGAGGGCAAGGAGGAGAGGGCAAGGAGGAGAGGGCAAGGAGGAGAGGGCAGAGGAGAGGGCAAGGAGGAGAGGGCAAGGAGGAGAGGGCAAGGAGGAGAGGGCAAGGAGGAGAGGGCAAGGAGGAGAGGCAAGGAGGAGAGGGCAAGGAGGAGAGGGAAAGAGGAGAGGCAAGGAGGAGAGGGCAAGGAGGAGAGGGCAAGGAGGAGAGGGCAAGGAGGAGAGGGCAAGGAGGAGAGGGCAAGGAGGAGAGGGCAAGGAGGAGAGGGCAAGGAGGAGAGGGCAAGGAGGAGAGGGCAAGGAGGAGAGGGCAAGGAGGAGAGGGCAAGGAGGAGAGGGCAAGGAGGAGAGGGCAAGGAGGAGAGGGCAAGGAGGAGAGGGCAAGGAGGAGAGGGCAAGGAGGAGAGGGCAAGGAGGAGAGGGCAAGGAGGAGAGGGCAAGGAGGAGAGGGCAAGGAGGAGAGGGCAAGGAGGAGAGGGCAAGGAGGAGAGGGCAAGGAGGAGAGGGCAAGGAGGAGGGCAAGGAGGAGAGGGCAAGGAGGAGAGGGCAAGGAGGAGAGGGCAAGGAGGAGAGGGCAAGGAGGAGAGGGCAAGGAGGAGAGGGGCAAGGAGGAGAGGGCAAGGAGGAGAGGGCAAGGAGGGAGAGGGCAAGGAGGAGAGGGCAAGGAGGAGAGGGCAAGGAGGAGAGGGCAAGGAGGAGAGGGCAAGGAGGAGAGGGCAAGGAGGAGAGGGCAAGGAGGAGAGGGCAAGGAGGAGAGGGCAAGGAGGAGAGGGCAAGGAGGAGAGGGCAAGGAGGAGAGGGCAAGGAGGAGAGGGCAAGGAGGAGAGGGCAAGGAGGAGAGGGCAAGGAGGAGAGGGCAAGGAGGAGAGGGCAAGGAGGAGAGGGCAAGGAGGAGAGGGCAAGGAGGAGAGGGCAAGGAGGAGAGGGCAAGGAGGAGAGGGCAAGGAGGAGAGGGCAAGGAGGAGAGGGCAAGGAGGAGAGGGCAAGGAGGAGAGAGGGCAAGGAGGAGAGGGCAAGGAGGAGAGGGCAAGGAGGAGAGGGCAAGGAGGAGAGGGCAAGGAGGAGAGGCAAGGAGGAGAAGCAAGGAGGAGAGGCCAAGGAGAGAAGGCAAGGAGGAGAAGGCAAGGAGGAGAAGCCAAGGAGGAGAAGCCAAGGAGGAGAAGCCAAGGAGGAGAAGCCAAGGAGGAGAAGCCAAGGAGGAGAAGCCAAGGAGGAGAAGCCAAGGAGGAGAAGCCAAGGAGGAGAAGCCAAGGAGGAGAAGCCAAGGAGGAGAAGCCAAGGAGGAGAAGCCAAGGAGGAGAAGCCAAGGAGGAGAAGCCAAGGAGGAGAAGCCAAGGAGGAGAAGCCAAGGAGGAGAAGCCAAGGAGGAGAAGCCAAGGAGGAGAAGGCAAGGAGGAGAAGGCAAGGAGGAGAAGGCAAGGAGGAGAAGGCAAGGAGGAGAAGGCAAGGAGGAGAAGGCAAGGAGGAGAAGGCAAGGAGGAGAAGGCAAGGAGGAGAAGGCAAGGAGGAGAAGGCAAGGAGGAGAAGGCAAGGAGGAGAAGGCAAGGAGGAGAAGGCAAGGAGGAGAAGGCAAGGAGGAGAAGGCAAGGAGGAGAAGGCAAGGAGGAGAAGGCAAGGAGGAGAAGGCAAGGAGGAGAAGGCAAGGAGGAGAAGGCAAGGAGGAGAAGGCAAGGAGGAGAAGGCAAGGAGGAGAAGGCAAGGAGGAGAAGGCAAGGAGGAGAAGGCAAGGAGGAGAAGGCAAGGAGGAGAAGGCAAGGAGGAGAAGGCAAGGAGGAGAAGGCAAGGAGGAGAAGGCAUGGAGGAGAAGGCAAGGAGGAGAAGGCAAGGAGGAGAAGGCAAGGAGGAGAAGGCAAGGAGGAGAAGGCAAGGAGGAGAAGGCAAGGAGGAGAAGGCAAGGAGGAGAAGGCAAGGAGGAGAAGGCAAGGAGGAGAAGGCAAGGAGGAGAAGGCAAGGAGGAGAAGGCAAGGAGGAGAAGGCAAGGAGGAGAAGGCAAGGAGGAGAAGGCAAGGAGGAGAAGGCAAGGAGGAGAAGGCAAGGAGGAGAAGGCAAGGAGGAGAAGGCAAGGAGGAGAAGGCAAGGAGGAGAAGCCAAGGAGGAGAAGCCAAGGAGGAGAAGCCAAGGAGGAGAAGCCAAGGAGGAGAAGGCAAGGAGGAGAAGCCAAGGAGGAGAAGCCAAGGAGGAGAAGCCAAGGAGGAGAAGCCAAGGAGGAGAAGCCAAGGAGGAGAAGCCAAGGAGGAGAAGGCAAGGAGGAGAAGGCAAGGAGGAGAAGGCAAGGAGGAGAAGGCAAGGAGGAGAAGGCAAGGAGGAGAAGGCAAGGAGGAGAAGGCAAGGAGGAGAAGGCAAGGAGGAGAAGGCAAGGAGGAGAAGGCAAGGAGGAGAAGGCAAGGAGGAGAAGGCAAGGAGGAGAAGGCAAGGAGGAGAAGGCAAGGAGGAGAAGGCAAGGAGGAGAAGGCAAGGAGGAGAAGGCAAGGAGGAGAAGGCAAGGAGGAGAAGGCAAGGAGGAGAAGGCAAGGAGGAGAAGGCAAGGAGGAGAAGGCAAGGAGGAGAAGGCAAGGAGGAGAAGGCAAGGAGGAGAAGGCAAGGAGGAGAAGGCAAGGAGGAGAAGGCAAGGAGGAGAAGGCAAGGAGGAGAAGGCAAGGAGGAGAAGGCAAGGAGGAGAAGGCAAGGAGGAGAAGGCAAGGAGGAGAAGGCAAGGAGGAGAAGGCAAGGAGGAGAAGGCAAGGAGGAGAAGGCAAGGAGGAGAAGGCAAGGAGGAGAAGGCAAGGAGGAGAAGGCAAGGAGGAGAAGGCAAGGAGGAGAAGGCAAGGAGGAGAAGGCAAGGAGGAGAAGGCAAGGAGGAGAAGGCAAGGAGGAGAAGGCAAGGAGAAGGCAAGGAGAAGGCAAGGAGAAGGCAAGGAGAAGAAGGCAAUGA